Messenger RNA from Trematomus bernacchii (emerald rockcod), 2383 nucleotides. RefSeq names its product pyruvate dehydrogenase kinase 2a (gene pdk2a). Bases 68 to 1297 code for a protein of 409 amino acids. Gene Ontology annotation, biological process: protein phosphorylation; regulation of glucose metabolic process. The transcript is spliced from 11 exons. Gene Ontology annotation, molecular function: pyruvate dehydrogenase (acetyl-transferring) kinase activity. Gene Ontology annotation, cellular component: mitochondrion. NCBI's taxonomy places the organism in Eukaryota, Metazoa, Chordata, Actinopteri, Perciformes, Nototheniidae. The record is from RefSeq and is a predicted model, not a curated record.
UUACUAGCAUAACAUCGACGUUGUGGACACUUUAUAGCAACAAAGGUUUGGACCAUUCAAAGCAAUAAUGAAGUUCGUAAGGUUUAUAAUGAAACACGCCGCCUUGGCCAGUGUGCCCAAACACAUCGAGCAUUUCUCGAAAUUCUCUCCUUCACCGCUCUCUAUGAAGCAGUUUCUGGAUUUCGGUUCCAUCAACGCAUGUGAGAAGACUUCCUUUGUGUUUUUGAGGCAGGAGCUCCCUGUAAGACUCUCAAACAUCAUGAAGGAAAUUAACCUGUUGCCUGACAGGCUGCUCACAACUCCAUCUGUACAGACAGUGCAGAGCUGGUACAUCCAGAGUUUAUUAGAAAUCCUUGAAUUUCUAGACAAGAGUCCUGAUGACCACAAAGUUCUUGGAGAGUUUGUUGACACCUUGGUCUCCAUCAGGAACAGGCACAACGACGUGGUGCCCACCAUGGCUCAGGGGAUCAUAGAGUACAAAGAGGCCUUCUCCCAUGACACAGUCACCAACCUGAACAUCCAAUACUUUCUGGACCGCUUCUACAUGAGCCGCAUCUCCAUCCGCAUGCUCAUCAACCAGCACACUCUUAUUUUUGAUGGUACCCUCAACCCUAUCCAUCCAACUACCAUUGGGUGCAUCGACCCUCACUGUGAAGUCGGAGAUAUAGUCCAGGAUGCAUUCCAUAGUGCCAAGAUGCUGUGUGAGCAGUACUACCUCCGCUCCCCCGACCUGAUCCUGCAGGAGAUGUGCAGCAAGAAGAAGAACCAUCCGACGAGCAUCGUAUACGUGCCCUCUCACCUUUAUCACAUGCUGUUUGAGCUCUUUAAGAAUGCCAUGAGAGCCACUAUUGAGACCCAUGACGACAGCAACAACCUCCCACCCAUCAAAGUCCUGGUGUCCCUUGGAGACGAGGACAUGUCAAUCAAGGUCAGCGACAAGGGUGGCGGUGUCCCCUUUCGCAAGAUGGAGAACCUUUUCAGCUACAUGUACUCCACCGCUCCUGCUCCACAGAUAGGAGAGCGCACACGGCCCCCACUGGCUGGCUUUGGCUACGGUCUGCCCAUCUCUCGUCUCUACGCCAAGUACUUCCAGGGGGACCUGCAGCUCUACUCCAUGGAGGGUCACGGCACGGAGGCUGUCAUCUACUUGAAGGCGCUGUCCACUGACUCCAUCGAGAGGCUGCCGGUGUACAACAAAACCGCUCUGAAGAACUACAAAGUGAGCCAGGAGGCGGACGACUGGUGCAUACCCAGUAAAGAGCCUCUAGAUCUGAGCAGAUAUAAAGUUCCCAAGUGAAAAUGUCCCUCAAGCUCACAUGUAGUACCAUGAAGCCUUCUUCAUAUUCCCAUGGCAACAUUUUCCUGCUAAGAGGGUCCUCGCCAGACUAAAGGAGGCAGACUACCCUUUUAUCUUUAGUUUUAGAAGUAGCAUGACAUCCUGAAAUGAUGUUGCUUUCAAUCCCAUCGCUCCUUUUUGGGUUCAUAGGAAAAUACAAACCAAUGCAUCAUAGAUCAGGUGCAGGUAGAGACAUAGGAAGCACUUGCGACUAAAAACAGUUGGAAUAAAAGUGGAGCGACGUAAAGGAGGCUUCAAAUAUUCCAGUUUAGGACAAAACAAGUGCUGCAUGUUUAUCACAGCAGGUGUUUGAGGAGCAAGAUAAGGAAGUUAAACAGGGCGGACCUGUUGUUGAACAAUGUAAGAGUGGGAAAUGUCACCCAUGCCUUAAAGUAGCUAUUUCACCCAAAGGUUCAUUUUAUUUAAAUAACUUAAGUAUUUAAAAUAAUACUUAUGCCGCACCGUGUUACAUUUACCGUCUGUAGAUUUGACAAAAUGUAUGACUCUGAAAGUGUUUAUUGUGCUUAUGCAUGGGUAUUUGUUUGGAGCUUUUGACCUGUAAAGGUUAAGUGACAGUUUUGCGUUAACUGAUAAGAUACACGGUUAUCUUACCAUCAGUUUUCUGGACCAGACCGACUCUCUUCUGUGCAAUAAUUAACAUGUUUUACAUAUGAGAAAGUACAGCACUAUAGGGCCCAAGUUCUAUUUAAUAUAGCUUUUACCGCAGACUUGCUUUUUGUUUGGAGUUGCAAAGCUUUUAGCUGAGUUCCAUAGAGGCUGGUGUUAUUAAACCCCAGAAGGCAAUGCAUGGGCUCUCUACCAGUCUGUGUUCCAAUAACGCAAGGCCAGUCUCAGAUUGUUCAUCUGUGCCUUGUGAGGAAAGAAAUGUGUUUUUGAAAAUGUUUUAUUUUGUAUUAAAUGAAUCCUUCCUAAUCGUACUAUAAUUUAAAGGUUAUUAUAUUUUAUUAUAGGCUACACUUUUUGCGACUGAAAUGAUUGUACAUAGUGUGAAUAAGUCCAGAUAAUAAAAAGACAACUUAAAUACAA